Messenger RNA from Cadophora gregata, 555 nucleotides. RefSeq lists its product as uncharacterized. The record is from RefSeq and is a predicted model, not a curated record. NCBI's taxonomy places the organism in Eukaryota, Fungi, Ascomycota, Leotiomycetes, Helotiales, Ploettnerulaceae. The transcript has a single exon. Bases 1 to 555 code for a protein of 184 amino acids.
AUGAUCAAAUCCGGCAUAAACAACAUCUCGGUAAACAACCAAGCCGCAGGCGGAAACCGUGUCCUCGCCGACGGUCUGGGACCCUCCCUCAUCUCCCGCUACACCAGAGACGCCAUCAUGCAGGCUGGCGUCAAAUACGUGCUCCUCUUCAUGGGCGUCAACGACAUCGGCACUGCAUCCGCGGACUCCAGCACACAGACUCAAAUUUCCAACUCGCUAAUCUCGGCAUUCAAAACAAUAAUUGCGGAUUGUAAGAAGAAUGGACUCGUGAUAUUUGGAGCGACGAUCACGCCUUUUGGGGGUAGUGGACAAACUUAUGGUAAUCCGGAGAGGGAGAAGAGUCGAAAAAGGGUGAAUGAGUGGAUUUCGAGUAAGGAGGCGGGGUUUGAUGCUGUGGUGGAUUUUGCGAAGAUGCUUGCUGAUCCGAAUAAUCCGAGUCAGUUGAAGGGUGCCUAUGAUGGAGGUGAUCAUCUGCAUCCUAAUGGAGCGGGGUAUCAGGCUAUGGCUGAGGGGUUUCCGAUUGAGGUUUUCGAAAGAUUUGACGGUGCCGUUUGA